GGUGUGUACUCCAGAUACAGGUGUUUGCUAAAGGAUAGCUGCCCCCUGGGUGUGCAGCCACUGACUGGAGGGGACAGAUGCAUAAAGAACCCCAGCAGCAGAGCAGGCUCCAUCCUCCAAGAGAGCCCUGAGGCUGUGCCUGCUCAGGAGAAAGCCAGGCUCCAGAAGCAACAUGUCUCAGCUGGAAACUGCAAUGGGAAUGACCAUCGCUGUCUUUGACCAGUAUGCAAGGACUGAUGGCAACAGGCAAACCCUCAGCAAAGCAGAACUAAAGACUCUGCUGGAAAAGGAGCUCCCAAAUUUCCUCGAGUUCAUCCAGACAAGCUAUGGACCCCUUAAAAACACAACAGCAUUGCUGCUGCUGCUCCUGGUGCCCCAUGAAGCACAAGAACAGGAGUGGCACAGCUAUGGAGGCUGCAGAAUGCUUGGCAGGACAGAGCUGUCCUUGUCCCUCCAUGCCCCCAGCUCAGAGGAAAGGCACAGCAGUGCCUCAUUCUCUGGACCAGGUUCACCUGCUGCCAGCAGAUGUGAGGGCAGAAGCAGUGCUGGGGUGCACCUACAAUGCCUGUGCUAAGAAACAGCACAGCAAGGAUACCAAGGCAACAAUUCCUGAACCUGGAUGCUUGGGGACCUCCCAGGAGUACCCUGGACCUACACUCUGCAGUCAUCUGGGAGCCGAAGAGAUUUAUUCUUGCAGAGCCAGGCUGUGCUAACAGAAAGUAGAACAGGCAUUUUGAAAGUACUUGUUUCAGGCUGAUGUAUGGAAGAGUCAGAGAGAGAAUUUCCAGUGCUGAGCAUGAGGACAAGGUCGUAAAUAAGAAGGCACACAGUAAAGCUCCAGCAAAUGCCUGCACCUACUGCUACAUUGCUAAGCAGGAACUCUGAGGCUGUGCCAGAAAUCCUGGUGAAUACAUCCUGAAAUUUGAGAGGAUACAAUGACUGAAUGACAAAGAUUUCUUUCCAAGACAAUGAGGGAGGGAUGACAAGUUUUUUCCCGUCACUUAUAGGCACAGGCCAAGCUGUGAUAAUUUGUGAGUCCACCUUCAGUGCUUUUUCAGACCUUGUGGUUGACAAUAAAAAAAAGUGAAACCUGUGAGUUCCUGCCUACUAAAAACUGGAGUAAAUCCAGAGCAAUGUCUCAAUAGGUCAUAAACAAGCCUGUAAAUAACUGCUGAAAACCUGAGCUGUGUUAAAACUGGUGAUAUGUGAUUAAGAAAAGCUCUUGUUCCCCUCAGCCAGGUGACAUGCUGCCCCCUCCGUGGGGAUGGCUGGGACACAACAGUUGACUUGGCAACUGCUGCUGUAAUAAAAUAUUUUCCCUCUAGAUCAGAAAGCAAUAAAAACAUAGUGACAAAAUGCGCCCUGCAUUUUUUUCUCAUGUAAUAAAUCUGCUUUUUAUAUU
Messenger RNA from Haemorhous mexicanus (house finch), 1402 nucleotides. RefSeq names its product S100 calcium binding protein P (gene S100P). The record is from RefSeq and is a predicted model, not a curated record. Gene Ontology annotation, cellular component: extracellular exosome; cytoplasm. Gene Ontology annotation, molecular function: calcium ion binding; transition metal ion binding. Gene Ontology annotation, biological process: endothelial cell migration. The transcript is spliced from 2 exons. Bases 173 to 574 code for a protein of 133 amino acids. Lineage: Eukaryota; Metazoa; Chordata; Aves; Passeriformes; Fringillidae.